AUGCAUCAAAUAAGAAAACUUAUUGCUCAAACAAUGACCAAAGGACAAAGACAAAGAUGUAGACAGCCUGUCAUACAAAAUAAAAAAAAAUGUUUGAGCACUAUAAACACAGUCGAGUUACCACCACAAAGACCAGAAAAAACGACAAGAAGUUCAGAAGUGUUUAUACCCAAAGGCAUUAUGGGACAACUAACAUGUCACACACACCCACACUUGAUAACUGAAGAUUGUUUAACGGGUGGUGUAACACAGGCUGAGUAUGUUGCACGCCGGGAAAAAUUAGUCAGUAAAUUGGUUGCGGAAGUCAAUAAUCCACACAAAACUCAUAUUAUAGUGAUACCAGCAGCAAGUAAACAGUACAUGUCAGAAAAAAUCCCUUAUGUCUUCAGACAAAACUCCGACUUUUUCUACCUCACAGGCUGCUUAGAAGCAUCUGCAAUACUAGUUAUGGUGAAACCAGCACAGAUAGACACCUAUAAGUCUGUUCUGUUCGUUCACGAUAAGGAUGAGCACGCAGAGUUAUGGGAAGGUCCGCGCACAGGUUGCCCCAACGCCACCUUAUUAUUUGCAGUCGACGAGGCAAGACCUAUCGAUAACUUUGGCACCUAUCUAAAUCGACUAGCAUCCACAUCCAAACCUGCUACACUGUGGUAUCACAACGAGUCUCCAGCCAACUAUGAUAUCCACGACACGGUCCGUGCAACCCUUAAACGAGAUGGCCUGGUUACACUAGCUGACCCUCAGAGAACUUUACACCUCAUGAGAGUAGCGAAGUCCCCGGCUGAGGUUGAGCUGAUGAAGGAGACAUGCUAUAUUGGCAGCCAGUCUAUGAAUAUAGCGAUGGCUUAUACCAAACCAGGUGUGUCCGAGCAUAUGAUAAACGCCAUCUUGGAGUACUCGAGCAAGCAGGGCGGCGCGGAGCACCUGUCGUUCCCGCCCGUGGUGGCCGGCGGCACGCGCGCCACGCACAUACACUACGUCAACAACAACCAGCUGCUGCGGGACGGGGAUAUGAUCCUCGUCGACUCUGGUUGCCAGCGAUGGUUGUACAACUCGGACAUAUCAAGAACGUGGCCGGUUUCGGGCAAGUUCACCAAACACCAACGAAUACUGUACGAGCUGGUUCUCGCUGUACAGAAACGGUUGAUCGAGAUACUGGGCGAACACCGACCACCCCUGGACCAGCUGUUCGACAGCAUGUGUCGCCUGCUGGGUAAGCACUUACAACAGGAGGGCAUUUUACCAAAGAACAUUGAAGGACAGGAACUUAUUGGGAAAGCGUAUCGUCUAUGUCCACACCACGUGUCGCACUACCUCGGCCUGGACGUGCACGACUCGUCCCUGGUGAGGAGGAAUGUGCCCGUCUGUGAUAAUAUGGUCGUCACCGUGGAACCAGGUAUCUACAUUCGAUCAGACGACACGUCCGUUCCAGAGGAGUUCCGCGGCAUUGGCAUCAGGAUCGAAGACGACGUACUGGUCACGAGCGGGGAACCCGAGGUGCUCACCAGCUCCUGUGUCAAGGAGGUCGACGAUAUCGAGAAUAUUGUUGGGAAACAUAACUUCUGA
This is a messenger RNA of Arctia plantaginis, 1566 nucleotides long. Lineage: Eukaryota; Metazoa; Arthropoda; Insecta; Lepidoptera; Erebidae. The record is from the annotation of a GenBank genome assembly.